AUGAACCUCAGUGAGGAAGAGCUGGUGGCCAUGGCCAUCGCAGAGAGCAAGCACGGGGCCAAGCAGCUGGCCCUGGAAUGGAAGGACAGGGACUUAACCUUUCUUGACUCUAUGGGUGGUGGAGCAUGCGACUUCGACGCCCUUCUGAACGAAAAUGGACUGGUGCGGGCCAAGGUCGCAGGCGACGGCUCGUGCCAGUACCACGCCUUCAGGGUUGCCGGCAUGGCCGCUGGCCUGCCGGUCCCUGGUGAGAGCAUGGAGCUCAGGGUCCUGGUCUGGCAGCACCUCCAGGACAAUUGGGAGGAGUACGAGGGCUUCAUGGAGGGUGAUUGGGACUCGUACAUGUGGGAGCUCCUGCAAAAGGAAAUGCAUUACGAUGCCAUCCUCUAUCUGGAAGAGGAUGAUGCGUGCCCAGUGCGAGAAGUGGAGCCGGAAGCCUCAGAGGAGGAAAGACCCAUGAAGAAGCCAGCCGGGAACAAGCGGAACCAGGGAUACGACAUGUCCAACCGGCGCCCCCCUCCCAACCAUAUGGAGAAGACCCGGUUCGCCCUGCGGGAGGACGAAAUGCCCGAGGGCUUGAGGGAGAACUUCUUCAAGACAAUCACCUCCAGCCUUGCCAGCGGAGGCAAACGCAAGCGCGUUUGCGGAGAGGCAACGGCUGAGAUGCACUGGUACGGGUUCCGGGCGUGGCUUGACUUGUGGAUAAGGUACAUUGGUUGGCUGAAGAAGCAUGACUUGCUCACGGACGCUUUGAAGGUUGACGCGGCCCUGGCGUUGAAGGAAAAGAAGUGCUUGAAGGCCUACUUUCUUCACUUGGAAGAAGAUGACACGGUCCGGAAGAAGCCCUACACCCCAGGGGCCAUCCGCUUGGUCACACGGAACCUGGUGGCGUGCCAGCAGGUUUUGCUUGUGGGCAAGCUGGGCCGCAAGAAGGAUGAAGCGGCGAAGAUGCAGAAAUGGAAUGACAUUGUGCGGGCCUUUGGCAAGACUUCUGAGGAAGCCCGUGCCAUUGCAGGACCUGGCCUGCCAGCCCCGCGCAAGGACGGCCAAGACACCGAGGAUGAGGAAGAUCCGCUCACUGCCCCGCAGAUUAUGGGCAUGGCGGAAGCCUUCUUAGACAAGAUCCGGAAGCUCAAGAAGCGCAUAGCCAACCUGCCGGACGACACCGAUGAGGCUGCCAAAAACUACAUGAAGUACAGGCUUGCCACCUACAAGGCUGCGUACCUUGCGGCAGUCGCAAUCAUGGAGACUUGUGAGAGGAUCGGCACGGUGCUACACCGCACCCUCCGGUGGAGCCGGAAGAACGACACUUUCGAGUUCGUACCGGCUGGCGUUGCACCCACAAAGACAGAGAAGGCAAAGCGUAUGAGCAAGGGCUACUUUGUGGCCAAGAAGCUGCUCUCGAAGGAGUGGACACGGAUGUUCCUCCAGUUCAUGGAAACGGACCAGCCCCACCUUGUCCGGGUCCACGGCCAAGGCAGCAUCAAGCCAGAGGUGAGAAAGGGCUCUGGGGAGAAAGUGAUCUGGAGGAUGUUGCCCUACGACAAAUUCCGGAAGCUUGUGAAAAUGGUGGGUAAGGCGCCCUCGACUGACAUCAGGACAGCUGCGGAGGCCAUGCUCACAUCGAAUCCUGCGCUACUCUCCACUCUGCAAAACCAAAGAACCCUGCAGAAAUUCCUGGGCCACGACGCUGGCACCUCCUUGAAGCACUACCACCUUGCGGACUCACGGCUCAUCUCCCAGCAGCUUCAUGCGGUCACUCGCCGCGGCAAGGACGAAGAGGAAGAAGAAGAUGAGAAGGACAAAGGUGCCAAGAAAGCGAGGAAGGGCAAGAAGUGA
Molecule: messenger RNA, 1839 nt
Organism: Effrenium voratum
Lineage: Eukaryota; Dinophyceae; Suessiales; Symbiodiniaceae
Source: the annotation of a GenBank genome assembly